AUGUCUGUAGGUAUUGGACAUAUACACAACGUGGUCGUCAGUACUGGACUUGUCUAUUCACAGAACGGAAAAGUUUACCAAUCUCACAAGGGCCAAAAUUUCCUUUCGGUUCCGAAGAAGAUAAGCCGAAGGAGAAGCUCUCUUAGCUUGACCAGCGGAUCUGAGGAAAGCGACUGUGAACCCUCUCCUCCCCUGUCGCGGCGGGGACGACGGGCAGCCAUCGUGGACACCAAGAACUUUGGAGAUGUAUCACCGACCAACUUGUCUCCGGAGGUGUCCCCCAGCAACUCGUGUGACGAGGGGGAGGGUGCAAGUAAUAUAGCCAAGAGAUUACGGCGGCGCCGGAGUUCCGUGGAGCUGGCCAUGAGCAUCUAUCCCGGGGACCUCCUGGUUCAGGAGCAUCACAAGAAACUCCUCAAACGGAACACGGUGGCCGACUUCCACGCCCUACGUCACGGCUCGAGCUCCACCUCCACCAUUAAUGACGAUGCAAAGAAAGGUCGGCAGCCGUUUUCCUUGUUAAAACUGAUGAAAUCCAGGAGCAAGGAAGCCUUGUCUAAACUUGAGGACGUGCUGGCCGGGAUGAAACCCUCGGAGUUUAAGGAUAAUUACUUGGCUGUAUAUAAGAGUUUACAUUGGUCGGACCUAAUAGCAAGCUCGGACAAACAGACUGAGCAGAUGUGUCUAUCCGACAUGGAGCGAAAACGUCGUGAAGCGGUUUGGGAACUGUUUAAAAGCGAAUGUGUGUUCCUUAUAAACCACCUGAUGGUGUUGAAACACUGUUUUAUGGAACCCCUUAAGAAAGUCCAGGUAGAGGGUCAUCUCAUGUAUGCGGAGCCACAAGAUCUCUUCGGCAAUCUGGACGAAAUCUGUUAUGUAAGCUACACCUUCUGUAAAGACUUUAUCGCGGCUCUACUGAAAGGCAUGAGCUCUACCGAGUUCGGAAGUACUCGGGUUCUCCUGAAAGCCUUUGAAAGGUUUUCUACGCAUUCCAAGGGUGGCGAUAUUUAUCACACCUACUGCCUCAACUACACAAACGCCCUCACAUACCUGGAAAAACUACGCCGUCAUGAUGACUUCACGGAAUUUGAGAGGUGGUGUGAACAGGACCCUCGAUGUAAGCGCCUUCAGCUAACUGAUCUGUUGGUAGCCCCAAUGCAGCACUGUACAAAGCUUCCGCUUCUUCUCGGCAAUAUUCGGAAAUACACGGAAUGUGACGAAGAGAUAAGUCAAUUAACUGACUCCAUUGAGAGAGUGGAGAUGUCUUUACAGAACAUGGAGGAAAAGAUCAAGUGGGUAAAGAACUACGAGCGAGUACAGGAAGUACAGAGACAGCUCGUCUGGCCUCCUGUCACAGAACUCGAGCCAAGGGUCUUCAUUCCCGAGUACCUGAAGAAUACAUUACUGAAGCAGCCUUGUGAACGACUACUGGCAUGUCCCCAGCGACAACUAUUACAUGAGGGACAGCUCACUCUUGUUGAAUCCACAAAAACUACAGACGUGUAUCUGUUCCUGUUUGACGACAUCCUGUUGAUAACGAGAGUCAAAAAAUCUGCCCGAAAGAAACAGUCCCAACUUGAAGCUAGCGGUGCACAAGCGUCAUGUGAUAAAAUUACGUACAUAGUACACAAGCAGCCGGUGGCCUUAGAUAGACUCAGUGUUCACGAUAUCAGCCAAUCAGAGGCUGCAGCUAAUGGCGUCAAGUGUGCCUUUGUUAUCGUCCAAAUCAGUCGAUUCCAGCAAAUCAUAGGUGUUUACACCCUUCAGUCGCCUACCGACGCAGCAAAGAAUGCCUGGUUGGAAAAACUGAGUGAAGCUAGAGAGAAAUUUACCAACAAAGAGGAUUCAAAUCAAGAUUUAAAUAAUGACAAUAUGGACGUCAAGGAAAAUAGAGAAACACGGAUGGCGGACAUCUCAUUCUCCUCACCCCGAAGGCAGCGCAAAAACGGAAUUCUGAAAUCUUCCCACACCAAAUCUUUGUCUGUUGAUUCGGUUUAUAUAUAGGACAUUGACGAGGCGUCAUAUAAUCAUCCUGUCGAAAUCACAAUCAAUCACCUCAAAUGACGUGUGACCUAUAAAUCCAUAGUGAAGACUGGUUUAUCCAAUACGGAUUAUGCGUUUCAUAAGGUUUAUAAAUGGUGUCAGCAAAUCCACUUGUCAAAGUCACAUCAUGUGGAGGCAUACCUUUAUCGUAUUGUUCGGGAAAUUCUGUCGUCUACUUACUUAUUUAAUCAAAUGUUCAUUGAAUUUCAAGUGCCUGUAUGUUUUUUACAAAUAGUACCAGACUCAUCAUAUUUCGGAAAAACAUAUAAAAGCUAAUUUGACAGGCUGUUGAAAAAGUCGGAGAAUGGGUUAGGCAGUUUUCACUAUAAAACAGUUACCGUAAUUUGCAUGGCUGUAUUUUGGAAGUCACGUGGGGCGAUCACCAAAAUAUUUACGGGUACAAUUUUGUACGUACGUUCAUAAUGCCAUGUAUGGCCGUGACCAAGUUGUACCGAUACAAUGUCCAAUACGAUAUUCACUUUAUUGUACAUGUGUAAUAUUGUGUGUGAUCACUGCUAUAUUGUACAGGUGUAAUAUUGUGUGUUUGAUCACUGUUAUAUUGUACAGGUGUAAUAUUGUGUGUGAUUACUGCUAUAUCAUACAGGUGUAAUAUUGUAUGGGAUCACUGCUAUAUUGUACCGGUGUAAUAUUGUGUUUGAUCACUGCUAUAUUGUACUGGUGUAAUAUUGUGUGUUUGAUCACUGCUAUAUUGUGCAUGUAUAAUAUUGUGUGUGAUCACUGUUAUAUUGUA
Molecule: messenger RNA, 2794 nt
Organism: Mizuhopecten yessoensis (Yesso scallop)
Lineage: Eukaryota; Metazoa; Mollusca; Bivalvia; Pectinida; Pectinidae
Product: pleckstrin homology domain-containing family G member 7-like
Exons: 18
Coding region: 1-2004 (667 amino acids)
Biological process (GO): Rho protein signal transduction
Molecular function (GO): guanyl-nucleotide exchange factor activity
Source: RefSeq, a predicted model, not a curated record